AUGUCUCAAAAUCCAACUGUCCUUGGAAUCGGGAGUCUCGAUGCUUUGCUCUUCAAUCUCGAUUCUUUGAAAGAUCAUUCGGAGCUCUCAGAGGUAGUGUCUCAAUACCAGGGCGGGAAUUACAGAGCCGUCCUCCGAAACGCAGCCUCACAGGCCCUGUAUGGAAAGCUCAUUCAAACAAUCUCUCUCCCAAGACCUGAACAAGACGCUGCUCUGCAGAGCUCAGGCUUUGAUAGCGAAGCAGGAGCUGUGCAAGUCUUGACUGUAGGAUUAGCUGCUUUUAAUGCCUUCUUGCAGGCCAAUGUCACGGGACCACCACUGGACUUUGGGGAUGUGUUUCCGAGGAAUGGAGAGGGAGAUACAUUCAAGGAGGAGUGCUUGAGAAGUCUGGAUAUUGAUGGGGUCUCGGUCUAUCAAUACAUCCCAUACGUAGAACUGUUCUGUCUUGCGAGAUUCAUCUUCACAGUCUUCUUUCCGCGGAUUGUGGGAGGAGCAUUCAAUGACUCGAAGUGGAUGCGCUUCAGGAUCAAUGCAUACCAUCAAAGACUUCUGUCUGGCGUUUCCGGUGCAAGAUUGAGCGAGUUUACAGUAUUGCAGGAUGCUAUUGAUAAAGAUUUGAAAGGCCUGGAGGAUGAAAUUCUAGGCGACAGAUCUACGUUUUCGACAGAAGCAAAGGUGCAGUUUCUGUUGGAAAAAGCACAAGUUUACAUCCUCCAGGGUCAUGAUAUCAAGGCUCGAGAGAACGUGAAGCUUGCUAAGACGGUUUCCGGGUUCACUUAUGCUCUAACAGGAGCACUUGGGAAGCGAACGAAGUUCCAGCAGAAUGAUCUGUCACAAUUGGUGGUCCUUGCUCAGAGCAGCGAGUCUGACGUCUCAACUGAGGCUUUGUCAAAUGGCCUCAGAGAGAGCACAAUGUCAAAUGGAGAUUCGACCAAACCAGAGGCAUUACAGCUGAACGACGACACUCUUCUAGAGUCCAUAGAGUUCACCACCAACAAAGUUGAUCCUACCAAUUUACCUUCAGAGCUAGUAGGGCUCCAACCCAAUGACCAACCUCAACUGAAAUCCCUGGACCAAAUCACUCUUCUCACAGAGGCAACCAUCAAAGAUACCUUUCUUCCUCUCGACAAGUUGAACAGUGAAGAGAUUCUUCCCUUCGCAACACGAGUGCUUUCAGACAAGCCCACCAAUUGGCAAAUUUACACACAGGCCCUCCUAGUACGCAGCCGGAUCGAAUCCCACCGCUCCAGAACCCAAGAGCGCAGUAUCCUCCAGUUGCAAGUCAUUGUUGACCAGAUCAUCGCCGAUACUCAAGAAGAGCCCUCUUCAGAAGUAGCAGACAUUCCUGAAAUCCGAGUCACGCAGUUCAUGCCACGAGCGAAAGCUUCGGAAUCUGCACCUGUUGCAGAACGCCUACGGUAUAUCUACCAACUCAACACGCCAACGAGAUGGGAACUAGAAACUGAGCUCGCAUAUGCCUGGUCAGGAGCAGGUAGUUUUGUAUCUGCCCUCGAGAUCUUCAAGCGCUUGAAGCUUUGGGCUGAAGUAGCCCUCUGUUACCACACUGUAGGUCAAGAAGAUAGAGCACGGCAGGUUAUCCGUCGCCAGCUGUAUUUCUCAUCCAAAGGCCCAGAGAUGGACAAAUUCCACAUCGAUGCCCCUGAGCUCUUGACCGAAAAUUGGGAAGGCGAGAUGCGUCCUACCCCAGCUCAUGCCCCCCGUCUCUGGUGCAUCCUAGGUGAUCUUGAGAACGACCCAGCAUGUUGGCUGCGUGCAUGGGAGAUCUCUAAGCACAGAUAUGCACGAUCACAGCGUAGUUUAGGGGAAUACUACGUCAAGGCCGGCAAGUUGGAAGAAGCCCGUGAUGCAUACAUGCAAGCCACUGUUGUCAACCGACAAAACGAAGACUCCUGGUCACGACUUGGCGAUCUGGACCUCCGAAUCGGGAAUUGGGAUGGAGCUAUCAUCGCUUUCCAGCAAAGCAUUAUGAUUGACGACACUGAUGCGAAGACUUACUCCAAUCUCGGUUCCGCUCUCCUAUCCAAACACAAAGAACUCGUUACCCUAGAGAAAGCAGCUGCCAAAGAUGUGAUCCUCCCUCCAUCAACGACCGACGCAGAUUCUGACUCGGAAGAAGCCACCUCCCCAAGAAAAGACAUAGGACAAGAUCCCAAAGCCAUCCUCCACCAAGCCCUGCAAGCCUACAAACGCGGUGCGGCACUCGCCCACUCCAACUGGCAGAUCUACGACAACGUAAUAACCAUCGCGCUCCGCCUUUCUCCUCCUUCAUUUCCUGAUCUGCUCCUCGGUCUCCGGGCCGUUCUCAGAAUACGCGCUCCAGCUGUUGGAGAACAUGCCAUCGAUAUAGACGUGCUACGUGCUCUAGUUGCGGAGGUCACAUCCUCUGAGCGAACACCCAGCACCUACCCUGGUGAAUCCGCGUCCGAAAAUAACGGGAAAUACAUCCCACCGCGAGGCACACUUGGUCGUGCGUUGAUCACUAUGGUCGACAACGAGAUAGUCCCACUUAUAACCAAGCGCGGCGAGCUCUGGGUCUUGGUUGAGAAGUUGCGGUUCUGGCAACGAGAUCACGAAGGCGCGUUGAGAUGUGCGGAGCGGGGAUGGAGGUUGGUGAUGAGUGCUGCUGAGGCAGAGUGGUUGGUUGAGAAGGACGGUUGGCAGGCUGUGGUAGGUGUGACGGAUAACUUGGUGAGUGCGUAUGAAAAUUAUGGGGGCAUGGAGGGGGUAGAUGGGAAGGAAGUUGAGAAGGGGUGGAAGAUGAAGGCGAGGAGUGCGGUCAGGGGUGUUAUGGCGAAGGCGAGGGAUGCGUGGGAGGGGACUGCGGAGUGGGGAAUAUUAGAGGGGAGAUUGGAAGAGCUGAAGAGUUGA
Molecule: messenger RNA, 2889 nt
Organism: Cadophora gregata
Lineage: Eukaryota; Fungi; Ascomycota; Leotiomycetes; Helotiales; Ploettnerulaceae
Exons: 1
Coding region: 1-2889 (962 amino acids)
Molecular function (GO): protein binding
Source: RefSeq, a predicted model, not a curated record